Molecule: messenger RNA, 905 nt
Organism: Notothenia coriiceps (black rockcod)
Lineage: Eukaryota; Metazoa; Chordata; Actinopteri; Perciformes; Nototheniidae
Gene: mybl2b
Product: v-myb avian myeloblastosis viral oncogene homolog-like 2b
Exons: 6
Biological process (GO): regulation of DNA-templated transcription
Cellular component (GO): nucleus
Molecular function (GO): DNA-binding transcription factor activity, RNA polymerase II-specific; RNA polymerase II cis-regulatory region sequence-specific DNA binding
Source: RefSeq, a predicted model, not a curated record
UAGAAAUCCAGGAGCGCGGAUCUCAAAACCCGGGCUCCUCUCCUCCAGCUGGUCACAAGCAACAACCCUACAUCCAACAAAACACCUCAGUACCGGGCCUCCAACCACCGACACUGGAAGCCCCCUUAUAGACAACAAAAACGCGGAAUAAUACGAGGAUAUAUCAGGAAAUAUUAAUGCACAUGUCGUGAAGCGCCUGGAAAAAUCGUAAACAACAGAAAAACAGAGGGAAAUGUCUCGGUGGCUGCGCGGCGAGGAUAGUGAGGAAGCCAUGCAUCAAGACACCGAUUCUGACAUGGCAGAGCGAGGUGACGGUGGGAAAGUGAAGGUGAAAUGGACCCAGGAGGAGGAUGACAAACUCAAGGCGCUGGUUCAAAAGCUGGGGACUAAUGAUUGGAAACAAAUUGCCAACAACAUACCAAACCACAGUGAACCCCAGUGUCAGCACCGCUGGUUUAAAGUCUUGGAUCCAGGGUUGGUGAAAGGCCCUUGGACCAAAGAGGAAGAUGAGAAGGUGAUAGAGCUUGUGAAUCUGUACGGAAACAAACAGUGGGCCACGGUAGCCAAGCAUCUGAAGGGCAGACUGGGGAAGCAGUGCAGAGAGCGCUGGCACAACCACCUCAACCCCAACGUGAAGAAAUCAUCAUGGACGGCAGAGGAGGAUCUAAUUAUCUACAAAGCCCACUGCCUUCUGGGAAACCGCUGGGCCGAGAUCGCCAAGCUGCUCCCUGGAAGAACGGACAACGCAGUGAAGAACCACUGGAACUCCACCAUCAAACGCAAACUGGAGAUGGGUUUCUACGCCGGAGAGGUGUUCGGCCCGAACGAGCUUGAAGAGCUUUUAGCCCGCGUGAAUAAAGACGAACAGGUGGGCGAUGUCUCCGUUAUGUCCUCCUCUAAGAGGG